AUGGACCACUGUGAUCGGCAAAUUCACAUUCGAGAACACGUUCUGUUCAAUAGAACAGUUAUCGGUGCACAAUUUAGCCAGUUAUCGCACGAAUGGAAGGUCAGUCUUGACAAUCUGUCAACAUUGAGCGCCAAGUACCUUGUUUCCGCUAUCGGGGUGACAUCCCAAAGGCCCACUCUUAUGGACAAGGACCUGAAGCUACUCAAUGGCGAAGUCUAUUUUCCUUCCAAUUGGCCACACCGAGAAAUUUCCCCUGAAGGCAAGGAUAUCGCGAUCAUCGGCACUGGAUCCACGGCUGUCCAAAUCGUUCAAGACUGGGGUCCGCGAGCGAAGUCAUUAGUUGUUUAUCAGCGUUGUUACAACACUGCUUUACCGAUCCCGGUAGUUCCAUUCGAUGAAAUCGAAGGUCAAGACUCGAUAGAGAAGCAGGAAAAAGCGAUCGCAUUUCGAAUGAAAACCCCUUCCGGUCUAGCGAUUUGGGAACCACAAAAAAUCUCAACUUUUGAUGUUUCAGAGGAAGAGCGUGAAAAGAAACUCAAUCAGCUUUUUGACAGAGGACUGAGCUUUUGGGUAUCCGGCUACAAUGACCUUACAACCAAUAAAGCCGCAAAUCGGGUUGCUUAUGAUUUCUGGGCAAGGAAAACAAGAGCGAAGAUCCAUGACCGGAGAAAGCGUGAUGCACUUGCACCCUUAGAGCCCACUUAUCUCUUUGGAAUCAAGAGACCAGGAUUGGAUAAUGGAUACUUUGAGCAGUUCAACCGCCCUAACGUUGACGUUGUCAAUCUGCGCGAUACUCCCAUCGCAUCCUUUGUCCAUGAUGGAAUUGUCACAACGGAGGGCAAAUUUCGUCAUCAUGAUAUGGUAAUCCCUGCCAUUGGAUUCAAAAAUGUCAUUGAGAACAUGAAGUCAUUGGGAAUCAAAGGGCUGGACGGCGUUUCCCUCGGGGAAGGCUGGGCCGAUGGAGUUCGAACCUAUCUUGGGUUAAUGCUCUAUGGAUUUCCCAAUUUUUUUGUGUUAUGCGGACCGCAAGCUCCUAGUGAACAAAGCAAUUUGCCUACGUGCAUUGACGUACAAGUCAAUUGGAUUGCCAAGAUGAUUGAUCGGAUUGAGAAGGAUGGCCUGGUAGGCAUCCACCCUUCACCCGAGGCAAUGCAAACAUGGAAUAGAAAAGUUUACGCGGCAUUCAAAAGCGAUUUUUAUGGAAAAGUUUCUUGUCGUUACGCAUUACUGGGAAAUCCUAUUUACUACAGUGGGGGCAUUCCUAAUUACUUGAGGGAAAUCAGUCAAGGAGACUCAACUUGGGCUAACUUUGAGGUAAUAAGAGACGAAAGCAUCAAAACGCUUUCCAAUGCUGAAGAAAAGAGAUCAAGAGGUGAAAGUUAA
This is a messenger RNA of Penicillium digitatum Pd1, 1383 nucleotides long. The record is from RefSeq and is a predicted model, not a curated record. NCBI's taxonomy places the organism in Eukaryota, Fungi, Ascomycota, Eurotiomycetes, Eurotiales, Aspergillaceae.